This is a messenger RNA of Perca fluviatilis (European perch), 4339 nucleotides long. RefSeq names its product SHC (Src homology 2 domain containing) transforming protein 2 (gene shc2). Gene Ontology annotation, molecular function: receptor tyrosine kinase binding. Gene Ontology annotation, cellular component: plasma membrane. The transcript has 14 exons. The coding region runs from base 405 to 2570 and encodes 721 amino acids. The record is from RefSeq and is a predicted model, not a curated record. Gene Ontology annotation, biological process: cell surface receptor protein tyrosine kinase signaling pathway; intracellular signal transduction. NCBI's taxonomy places the organism in Eukaryota, Metazoa, Chordata, Actinopteri, Perciformes, Percidae.
GAAGUAAUAAUGGCUCCAUAUCGGUUUCACUUUUCUGUAGAGUAUGUUGUCAUAGCAGUUAUUUGUUUUUUGACAGAAAAGGGGACAGGAUGUACUGAGGAAGGCCAGCUUCUUGUACAUCUGUCAACAUGCACUGAUUCCCUUUGGCUUAUCAGUAACUUACUCUGUAGCAAACAAACAAGAGGUGAUUGGCUGUUUGGAAGAAGGUGGGAUGGCGUUGGUAUCAUUGCGUUUCUGAUGGUGAUUUGUUUGUGUUGGGGGAUUUCUUAGUGUGCGUGGUUUGUUGUAAUGAGGUGUAGUGGAAUGACAUUACACAUUGCUUAUCUUUGAUAAAAGUCAUUGGACUGGAUCUUCUUUUUUCAUCCUCUUUCUCAGAGCCUGACAUAUAGGCGGCUCCUCCGGGCAUGCUCCUUAAGCCAAAGUAUGGCCGCUUUCGCAACGAGUCUGUGACCUCCUCCGACGACCUGAUGCAGAGCUUAGCAAUGAGCGGCAAAGUUGUGGCCACACCGGUGGUCUCCUCCUCCGCCACGAGCCUUCCUCUGCCUCCCUUGCCUCCUCUGCCUCCCCUGGAUCACAGUGCCAGAUCAUCAUCCUCUGCUGGGGCUGCAGCCCUGGCUGACUCUCCUUGCCUGGAUGGGGAACAGGAUGCCACCACAACCUUCUGCAUGCUCAUCCCUAGGAUGCCCCAGUGGAAGUUCUCCAACUCCCUGCUUAGCCGGAGCCCGUCCAACUCCAGCUCCAGCUCCAGCUCCAGCAAGGACUCAGGGAAGGCAGCAACAGCUCCUUCCCAGGCCUCAGUCUCGCAUAGUUCAUCACCACACAGGCACGGUGGUGUGACCUCAGCCAGUGGCCCGGUGGCAAGUCUCGCAGCGGUGCUUAACUCCUGUGACCCUGUGUGUGUCACCCCCUGUUCUCUGCAGGCCAUUCGAGGGCAGAGAGCAGUUGCAGCGGCAAACUCGGCCAGUCAAGGGGGGCACGGAUUUGGGGCCACAGAGGCCAUGGCGAGCCCUGGGGGAUCCAGCAGCUCCCGGUCAGGAAUGAACCGCAGGACAAGGGUAGAAGGCAUGUGGCUGGAGGGAGAGGACUUCACCCAGAAGGGUAGCUUCAUCCACAAACCCUCUCAAGGCUGGCUGCACCCUGACAAGAAGAUUGCAGGACCAGGGGCUUCUUAUAUUGUCAGGUACAUGGGCUGCAUUGAAGUAUUGAAGUCAAUGCGCUCCCUGGACUUCAACACACGGACUCAGGUGACAAGGGAAGCCAUCAACAGGCUGUGUGACACUGUGCCAGGUGGAAAGGGAGCUUGGAGGAAGAAGGCACAGAACAAAGCUCUCCAAUCCGUUAUGGGGAAGAGUAACCUGCGAUUUGCAGGCAUGAGUAUUGCAGUCAAUAUUUCCACAGAUGGCCUUGGUCUGCUUAUUCCUACCACACGACAGGUGAUAGCACACCAUCCCAUGCAGUCCAUCUCAUUUGCUUCGGGGGGAGACACAGACACGCCUGAUUAUGUUGCGUAUGUGGCCAAAGAUCCAGUGAAUCAGAGAGCAUGUCACAUCCUGGAGUGCUCAGACGGUUUAGCCCAGAGUGUCAUCAGUACCAUCGGCCAAGCCUUCGAGCUGCAGUUCAAACAGUACCUGCACAGUCCUCCCAAAACCAUGGCGUCUAUGGAGAGGUCUGUCAGGACAGAAGAGCCGAUGUGGGGGGACGAUGAGGACUUCUCUGAGCAUGAUUACUACAACAGCAUCCCAGGGAAGGAGCCUCCUGUUGGGGGAGUGGUGGACUCCAGGCUUAGGCCCAGCGGAGCCCUGCUGGGUCACAUCCACACACAACCACAGAGCAAGACAGCAGCACAGAUGGGUUCACCAGCGAGGAGGGAGCAAGCGUCUUAUCCCCCUGGUCAGCUGUGCUAUGAACUGCACUGGGACACUGAGACGACCAGCAGCUCAGGUCUGACAUCAGAUGGUUACCUGUGUGCUGACGGCCAGCCACCAGGCAGCAGAGAUUACGAGGAGCAUCAGUACGUUAACACCCAGAGUCUGGAAAACCUGGAUUCACUGGCACAGGGGCCUAAUGGACGCAAAGGGCCCAGGGGACCCGACAGUCCCAAAAAGGACCUCUUUGACAUGAGGCCCUUUGAGGACGCCCUGAAGCUCCACGAGGCCUGUGGAGCUGUUGGGGCUGCAGCUGGAGGGGGAGGUGUCCGGGUCCUGGAGGACCAGUGGCCCAGCCCUCCACGCCGUCGUGCCCCCGUGGCACCAAACGAGGAGCAGCUCCGCAGGGAGACGUGGUACCACAGCCGCAUGAGCAGGCGAGACGCAGAGAAAAUCCUGGUCCGAGAUGGAGAUUUCCUUGUCAGGGAGAGCACUACCAACCCAGGACAGUAUGUGCUAACCGGCAUGCAUUGUGGCCUGCCCAAACACCUACUGCUGGUGGACCCAGAGGGAGUGGUCCGAACCAAAGACAUGUUAUUUGAGAGCAUAAGCCACCUUAUCUCCUACCACCUUAAGAAUGAGCUGCCUAUUGUAGCAGCAGAGAGUGAGCUCCACCUCAAACAGGUGGUCAGGAGGAAACAGUGAGCCACCUGGCCCCGCAUGGGAUGCUGGAUUCUUUCUUUUUUUUUUUCAAGAUUAUUUUUUGGGGGCUUUUCCCUUUUAUUAUGAAGUGACAGUGGAUAAACAUGAAAGGGGGAGAGAGAUGGGGGAUGACACGCAGCAAAGGGCUGCAGGACUCAGCCAACGUGGGGCGAACGCUCUUACCGGGUCAGCUAGAGGCUGCCCUUCACAGCUGGAUUCUUGAGUUCCCAUGCAAAAACCACAGAAAAUAAACAAACAUGGAAAUAAUUUAUCGCGGACGGAUAUUUAUAAGGAACAAAGGUCAUCACUGAUACUUUCUUUCCAUGAACAAUUCAGCUAAGGAGAGUGGGGCAUCUACUUUCUCUGCCUUUGCCUACCAGGAUCAACCAAACUAUCCACCACCUGUCAUAAACUCCUCAGCAUGCAGCUAUUAAGCUAACAAAUCAACGAGAAUACACAUUUUGACUAAUUUUAGAGCCGAAAGAGUUGUCAAACCAAGGUCAAAAAUUAAAGCGACGACUGUUUGAAGAGGACCCAACUUCGGGACAUCAAAUAUUAAUUUGAUGCGCAGAGUCCUACAAUGCCUGUAAUAGUGAAGUGCUUCCACUGUACCAUGGCUUGCCCGACCAGUCAGUCACAGGUCAUCCACCGAACAAAUGGACAUGACCAGAACAACACUGUGUUAUAAUCUGGUAGACACUGUAUAAAAAAACAACGUGUCAGGUUACCCAGUAGUUAAUUUCUGUGUAAAUGCAAGAAAUGAAAAUACUGUGAUCAUUUCAUUUGAAUGUAAAGGUUGUUGUUACAUGUGAGUACCUGACUCUGAGAUGGCACAAUGAAAACACACUGAGCAUGAUUCAGUGCUGGAUUUAUGAAAUAGCCACACAUACUUCUGCCUUUUUUUUCUCCAUGAUAAUCGAGGCACCAAAUCUCACUUUGAAAAAAGAAAAAAUGCAUCCAUACUAUCUUCAUACAGUAUAGACAGCCAAGUGGACCUACAGUAAAGUUUUAUCACAUUUAUCAGUAAUAUCAGUCAUUUGCAUUGUGUUUGUAAGGGCUGUUCAUAAUUUGUUAAAGACUGUAUGUGUUAUAUAAGCCUGUGAACAUUAUUGGUCGGACUCUACGCAAAGUAAUACUACAUGGGUUUAAAACUCUGCAUACAAACUCAGUAUAUCCAUGCCUGUAUUUCCACAGCCCCUCCAACUUCAGUGCCUUAAUAACUACAGAGACAGGCAUUUGUGUCAGUGUAUAUAAUGUGCAUUUAUGCUCCUGAACACUAGUUUUUUUGCCAUGCCAAUGAAUGACUGAACAAACUUCAGGAUGAUUAAGCUCUUAUACUUGUGAACAGUCAUGUAAGCUGCUCUUGUUUUGGGGGUAAAUGUUUAAUACUGUCUUGUUGUUUAAUGACUGUUAUUGUCUUUAUGUGUCCCUCAUAACAAUAACAAACCAUAGAUGGAACUCCUCUACAGUGAUUGAUAUAAAAGAAAGGGGAUUUGGACUUGAAAUUAAUUCCUUUAUAUGUCAGGGAAAUGCAUCGCUUUAUCGAUUGUCCUCAUCCCACGUCAGGCCCUCCACUGUUCUUGGAUGCAGCCUCAUGAAUGCACAGAGAGACGAGGCGCGCUACGAGGCUUUUGGUGAGGUCCAAAUGAUUAAUGUGAUUAUUUCAGAUCUCCCCUUUUGCUUUCUCAGGAAUUUAUUGGAUCUGCUCUUCUCUGAUUAACUUUAAUGGCUCUUUGUCAAUAAAACUAAUUGAAAAGAGGGUACAAUUCAAA